GCUCCGCACCGUGAACCCGCCGCCGCGCCGGGGCCAUGGACCUGCCCGCGGGCCUCCUGGUGGCCUGGGCGCUCAGCCUGUGGCCAGGGUUCACGGACACCUUCAACAUGGACACCAGGAAGCCACGAGUCAUCCCUGGCUCCAAGGAUGCCUUCUUCGGCUACACGGUCCAGCAGCAUGACAUCAGCGGCAAGAAGUGGCUCGUCGUGGGCGCUCCGUUGGAAACCAAUGGCCACCAGAAGACUGGAGACGUGUACAAGUGUCCAGUGACCCAUGGGAACUGCACAAAGCUCAACCUGGGAAGGGUCACCCUCUCCAACGUGUCUGAGCGGAAGGACAACAUGCGCCUGGGCCUGAGCCUGUCCACCAACCCCAAGGACAACAGCUUCUUGGCCUGCAGCCCCCUCUGGUCUCACGAGUGUGGGAGCUCCUACUACUCCACAGGGAUGUGCUCGCGAGUCAACUCCAACUUCAGAUUCUCCAAGACUGUGGCCCCAGCUCUCCAAAGGUGCCAGACCUACAUGGACAUCGUCAUUGUCCUGGAUGGCUCCAACAGCAUCUACCCCUGGGUGGAGGUUCAACACUUCCUCAUCAACAUCCUGAAGAAGUUUUACAUCGGCCCUGGGCAGAUCCAGGUUGGAGUUGUUCAGUAUGGAGAAGACGCGGUACAUGAGUUUCACCUCAAUGACUACAGGUCUGUAAGAGACGUGGUGGAAGCCGCCAGCCACAUUGAGCAGAGAGGAGGAACAGAGACCCGGACGGCAUUUGGCAUAGAAUUUGCUCGCUCAGAAGCUUUCCAGAAGGGUGGAAGGAAAGGGGCCAAGAAGGUAAUGAUUGUCAUCACGGAUGGGGAAUCUCACGACAGCCCAGACCUGGAGAAGGUGAUCCAGGAAAGCGAGAAGGACAACGUGACCAGAUACGCUGUGGCUGUCCUGGGCUACUACAACCGCAGGGGGAUCAAUCCAGAAACUUUUCUAAAUGAAAUCAAAUACAUCGCCAGCGACCCGGAUGACAAGCACUUCUUCAACGUGACCGACGAGGCCGCCCUAAAGGACAUCGUCGAUGCCCUGGGGGACAGGAUCUUCAGCUUGGAAGGCACCAAUAAGAAUGAAACCUCCUUUGGGCUGGAGAUGUCACAGACGGGCUUCUCGUCUCACGUGGUGGAGGACGGGAUUCUGCUGGGAGCCGUUGGUGCCUAUGACUGGAACGGAGCUGUGCUGAAGGAGACCAGUGGCGGGAAGGUCAUUCCUCUCCGAGAGUCCUACCUGCAGGAGUUCCCCGAGGAGCUCAAGAACCACGGCGCAUACCUGGGGUACACAGUCACAUCAGUCGUGUCCUCCAGGCAGGGCCGGGUAUACGUGGCUGGAGCCCCCCGGUUCAACCACACAGGCAAAGCCAUCCUGUUCACCAUGCACAACAACCGGAGUCUCACCAUCCACCAGGCCCUGCGGGGUGAGCAGAUAGGCUCUUAUUACGGGAGUGAGAUCACCUCUGUGGACAUCGAUGACGACGGUGUGACCGAUGUCCUGCUGGUGGGCGCACCCAUGUUCUUCAGCGAGGGCCGAGAGCGAGGCAGGGUGUACGUCUACAACCUGAGACAGACCCAGUUUGUUUUUAACGGGACACUGAAGGAUUCCCAGAGUUACCAGAACGCCCGAUUUGGGUCCUCCAUCGUCUCAGUGCGCGACCUCAAUCAGGAUUCCUACAACGACGUGGUGGUGGGGGCCCCUCUGGAGGACAACCACCAAGGGGCCGUCUACAUCUUCCACGGCUUCCAAGGCAGCCUCCAGAAGACGCCAAAGCAGAGAAUCGCCGCCUCAGAGCUGGCUCCUGGCCUCCAGUAUUUUGGCUGCAGCCUCCACGGGCAACUGGACCUCAACGAGGAUGGGCUUGUGGACCUGGCAGUGGGCGCCCUUGGCAACGCUGUGAUUUUGUGGUCUCGCCCGGUGGUUCAGAUCAAUGCCAGCCUCUACUUUGAGCCGUCCAAGAUCAACAUCUUCCACAGGGACUGCAAACGCAGUGGCAGAGACGCCACCUGCCUGGCUGCCUUCCUCUGCUUCACACCCAUCUUCCUGGCUCCCUAUUUCCAAACAGCGACAGUCGGUAUCAGGUACAAUGCCACCAUGGAUGAGAGGCGGUACACGCCACGAGCCCACCUGGAUGAGGGUGGGGACCGAUACACAAACAGAGCUGUCCUGCUCUCCUCCGGCCAGGAACACUGUGACCGGAUCAGCUUCCAUGUCCUGGACACCGCUGACUACGUGAAGCCAGUGACCUUCUCGGUGGAAUAUUCCUUGGAGGACCCCGACCAGGGCCCCAUGCUUGACAACGACUGGCCCACUACCCUCAGAGUCUCGGUUCCCUUCUGGAAUGGCUGCAAUGAGGAUGAGCACUGUGUCCCCGACCUCCUGCUGGAUGCCCACAGUGACCUGCCCACAGCCAUGGAGUACUGCCAGAGGGUGCUGAGGAAGCCUGCUCAGGACUGCUCCACAUACACGCUGUCCUUUGACACCACAGUUUUCAUCAUAGAGAGCACGCGCCGGCGGGUGGCAGUGGAGGCCAUGCUGGAAAACAGGGGCGAGAACGCCUAUAGCACGGUGCUAAAUAUUUCACAGUCAGCAAACCUGCAGUUUGCCAGCUUGAUUCAGAGGGAGGACUCUGAUGGCAGCAUCGAGUGCGUGAACGAGGAGAGGAGACUCCACAAGAAAGUCUGCAAUGUCAGCUACCCCUUCUUCCGGGCCAAGGCCAAGGUGGCUUUCCGUCUAGAUUUCGAGUUCAGCAAAUCUGUCUUCCUGCACCACCUGGAGAUCCAGCUCACGGCGGGCAGCGACAGUGAUGAAGAGGAGAGCACCAGGGAAGACAACACAGCCCUCCUGCGCUUCCACCUCAAAUAUGAGGCCGACAUCCUCUUUACCAGGAGCAGCAGUCUGAGCCACUACGAGGUCAAGCCCAAUAGCUCACUGGAGAGUUAUGAUGGCAUUGGGCCUCCCUUCAACUGCAUCUUCAAGGUUCAAAACUUGGGCUUGUUCCCUGUCCACGGGGUGAUGAUGAAGAUCACCGUACCCAUCGCCACCAGGGGCGGCAACCGCCUGCUGAUGCUGAGGGACUUCCUCGCCGACCAGGUGAACACAUCCUGUAACAUCUGGGGAAACAGCACCGAGUACCGGCAUUCCCCGAUGGAGGAAGACUUGAGUCGUGCCCCACAGCUGAAUCACAGCAACUCCGACGUAGUAUCCAUCAACUGCAACGUGAGGCUGGGCCCCAACCAGGAAAUCAACUUCCAUCUGCUGGGGAACCUGUGGUUGCGGUCCCUAAAAGCACUCAAGUACAAGCUGAUGAAAAUCACGGUCAACGCAGCCUUGCAGAGGCAGUUCCACAGUCCUUUCAUCUUCCGAGAGGAGGAUCCCAGCCGCCAGGUGAGCCCCUGGGAACCCUGCAGACCUGGGCUUGAGCCAGGCCAGCUUGGGAAGGGGUCACCUCUUCCCCUACAGUUUUCCUACACCCUCUGCCAUGUGUUCCUGCAGGAGAGAGAUGGACAGAACCGCCAGCAGUUAGUGCAGCAUCAGAGGAGAGAAAAAAAGCAAAGCAAACAGCCCCUUGGGGGCAAAAGUGGACAGGGGGCCAGAAAUAGGCAUUUGCCCAGUGCCUCAGGGGCCCCAGGCUCUGCACUUCAACAGCAGCAUGGGGCAGAGGAAGGAGGGGAACCUGCGUAUUUUACUAUUUUACAUUAAAGGAAACUGAAACUGGAGCCCAGGGCAGCCUGCCUCAGGGCAGCUCAUUGGCUCCAGCAGCAGGGAGGCUGUGUCUUGGGCAGGCUGGCAGCUAUAAUGGCCAUCCCACCCCCGGCCUCCCCAUCCAUUCGCCCCUCAGCUCUAAUGAAGUGCAUGUGCCCUGUGCUUUAGAAGUCUGGUGUGAACUGAAUUGGUGAAGGCCAAGGGAUGUCCUGGUAUUGAGACUUUUCAUAUUGGGUAAAACCAGAUCAAACUGGCUUAAAUUGGGCUGGAAAGGGAUGAGGCUCCGUGCAGUGUUCUGGAAAAAUGAAAAGUUGGGUCUUAAAGUCAAGUCCAUUUCUCUGCAAUGAGGCAUCUCAGACGUGGGGCACUGCUGCCCUCCACUGGCCAUGUCCCCAAAUUGCCAGCCUGGGCUCCAGGUGAAUGUUUAAUACUAGAUGCUGGGUAAGCCCCCCAGUCCCACCCCAGACGCUACAGAGCAAAACAGGCAUGGGCUGGAAGCCAGCCCUUAAGAAAGCCCACAAAUACCCAUCACAAACAGGGUGGGGUGUGCCAGGCGAAGGGCUAGCAGGUGCAAAAGCCCAGAGGCAGCACUCAGGGAGCCCUCCCAAGGAGCGGUUUUAUUUGUUCAUUUGUUCAUUAAGCAUUUGUGGGUGCCCCCCUAUGACUCAGGCUCCCUAGGGGAUACAGAGAAACAAGGACAACAAAGCGUGGGUUGGAUCUAGGGGUGAGCGCAGGUGCUGGGGAUUGGAGGUGGUCAGACCAGGGAAAGCUUUCUGGAGACAGCCCACUUGAACUGAAUCUUGAGAAAUGUGUUAGAAUUUCCCAGGUGACCAAGAGAGAAGAGGCAUGGUACAGGCGCGCAUGCGCAUGCACGCACACACACAAACUGCCGCUCUCUCCACACUAGUUCAUGUCUCUCAAAUGAAUUCCUUC
Messenger RNA from Miniopterus natalensis, 4667 nucleotides. The record is from RefSeq and is a predicted model, not a curated record. Lineage: Eukaryota; Metazoa; Chordata; Mammalia; Chiroptera; Miniopteridae.